AUGGAUGAAGUUGAUGUGUUGACGCGUUUGCUUCGUAAGCUAAACGCAGCAAAUGUGAGUCCGGAAGAACGUCAGCGACUUCAGGCACAAAUUGAAGAAAUUAUGGGACAGGAGUCCGAUCCAUUUGAAACAAGUGGCGACGUAGAAGAUGAUGAAUAUUUUCCAGAUGAAGAUGACUUCAGUGAAGCUUCAGAUAUAGAACAGGAAAUCGAGUUAGAGGCUGUUCUGGAUGAAAACCAUGAUGAUAUUGAGGAUUUGUAUAGAGAAGCUAUCGCCCUUGAGGCUUCAACUACAAUGGAAUCAUGCAGCACAUCUAUUACCCAGGGCCUUAUAUACAGGUCGAAAGAUGGUAGAAUGUGGAAUUCAAAUCCUCCACCACCUGGAAGGCCUCGUUGUCACAAUGUUACAACUUUUACUCGUAAAGGGCCACUACGAGAAGCGUCACCGAGUCAUAAAGCUCUUUUCAAGCUAUUGCUGUCUCCUGAAAUCGUAAGUAUCAUUGUGCGGGAAACCAACAGAAAAGCCGUUGAAGCGUUUCGUCUAUGGAAUGAAAAGCAUCCCAGUAAUAAACAGCGUUCUUGGGUAAUGACUGACGAUGACGAAAUGUAUGCUUUUUUUGGGAUGCUACUUAUUGCUGGUGUAUUCCACUCGAAUUCUCAGCCAGCGAAAGAAUUGUGGGCCAGCUACAAUAUGCCAAUUUAUAAGGCCACUAUGUCAUUGAAUCGGUUCAAGAGCUUAACUACUUUUAUCCGUUUCGAUAACAGUGGUACUCGUGCUGAGAGGUUGAAGCAAAGCAAAACUGCUGCCCUGGACGAUGUAUGGCUCAUGCUGAUGGCCAAUUUAGAGAAAGCAUACACUCCGAAAUGUCAUGUAACCGUCGAUCAACAGUUAUUUCCAUAUCGUGGGCGCACUCGAUUCACCCAAUAUAUUCCGAGUAAGCCGGCAAAAUAUGGCAUGAAAGUGUGGUGGAUUUGUGACUCUGUUUCAAACUACCCUUUGAAAGGUAUAAUUUAUACUGGAAAACCUCCAGGUGGCCAGCGAGAAACGAAUCAAGGUGAAAUUGAUGCAAAAUUAUAUGGACAGCGGUAG
This is a messenger RNA of Zeugodacus cucurbitae (melon fly), 1089 nucleotides long. RefSeq names its product piggyBac transposable element-derived protein 4-like. NCBI's taxonomy places the organism in Eukaryota, Metazoa, Arthropoda, Insecta, Diptera, Tephritidae. Bases 1 to 1089 code for a protein of 362 amino acids. The transcript has a single exon. The record is from RefSeq and is a predicted model, not a curated record.